AUGGCGAGAUGCAAGAAGACCAGCAAAAAGCCCGCUACUAGUGCUACGGUGACUGAAUUUACGUUGAUUCUAGAGGCUGAUGAGGGAAAGAGGUCUGAGUUCGACGAAGGUUUGCCAGAUGAGGUGGAUGAAUUUUUCAAGGAUUCAAUGGUGGACUUUCCAGAAGUAGGGAAUCGAGAGCCAUUGGAAGAAGAUGAGGGAUCUUCUGGAGGUAAGAGAAACGGAUGGAUCUGGAAUGAUUUAGCUGCUGGGGAAACUGAGUUUCAGAGCCAGGCAAAGGACAAAUGGGCUCAAUUUCGGUCAUUAUUACCAAAUCAAGGAGGGGCUAAACUAAAAUUUGAGGAACCCCUAAUUCGAGAGGGCCAAAGAAUUGCUCAGGUGGAUUUAGAGGAGAUUCAAGUUGAAACUUCAUUUUGGAACUCAGCUAUGAUUUGUAUGGUUCUUGGAGCUAAUCCUCCAUUUGUUGUUUUUGAAGGAUUCAUUAAGAGAAUUUGGGGUAAGCUAGGUAUUGAUAGAAUAGUGCGAUUGAAUGCUGGGUUUACUCUAGUGAAAUUUAGAGAUGAAGCAACCAGGGAUUUGGUUUUGGAAGCUGGGGUUCUGCAUUUUGAUAGAAAACUAGUGAUAGUAAAGCCUUGGUCUGCUGAUUUAGACACUGUAAAGGUAGUGAAAUCUGUUCCAGUUUGGAUUAGGCUACCGGGGCUUGGACUACAAUAUUGGGGUACUAAGUGUUUAAGCGCCCUCAUGAGUACAAUUGGGAACCCGAUACUAGUUGAUAAUGUGAAAAAGAAUCGAACAAUGAUGCAAUUUUCUAGAGUGCUAGUGGAGAUAGAAAUAACAGAGGAGGUACCUAAAUCCAUUCAGUUUAUCAAUGAAAAAGGGCAGCUAAUGGAGCAACUUUUGGACUUUGAAUGGAUUCCAACUCAAUGUAAGAGCUGUAGGGUUUAUGGUCAUACGGAGAAGAUGUGUAACAGGAAACAAAGUGAGACCUGGAGGUCGAAAGUCAGAAAUGAUGAGGAUAAGACUAAGCAAGACCCCAAGGAGAAGCAAUCAGUAAUAGGGGUUAAAGAUGUUCCUAAUGAAGGCAGCGAUGUUGGUCAAGAGAAGAUAGCAACUAUGGAAGGGUCUGAGUCCCAGGAUUUAUCAAAGCAUCAUGGCACUUUGGCAGAUUCAGAGAAAAAAUGUGACAAGAAUGUUAACGAUUCCAGCGAGAGAUCUCCUUCAGAAUGGACUAUCCCUAAAAGGGUGGGGGGAAAUAAGAAGAGAGUUCUGCAUUCACAGAACAAACUGAAGAACUCAUAUAGUGCAUUGCAAGAUAAGGUUAUGGAGGUUACAAACCUGGGUACAACAUCUGAAGGUAGGAUCCUUCUUAUUUGGCAGAGACAGAGUAUCUCUGUUGAGGUUUUGAAGGAAAGUGACCAGUUAGUUCACGUCCUUAUUAAAGAAAUGAGAUCUAAUAAGCAGAGUUGUGUUACCUUUUUGUAUGGUAGGAAUUCUAUUGAGGAAAGAAGGCAGAUGUGGGAGGAUCUUUCUGUUCUGUGUUUUCCAGCCACUCCUUGGCUUGUGGCUGGUGAUUUUAAUGUGGUGUUUGAGUAUACAGACAGAGUUGGUGGCCGUAGUAUCACUGCUAUGGAAUUGAUGGAUGCUCAAACUUGGAGAGAAUUGGGGUUGGUUGACGAGAUGCGCUCUAGAGGUUCUCAUUUCACUUGGACUUACAAGCAAGCUAAUGAGGACAGAAUAUACUCUAAGCUGGAAAAAAAUUUCAUAAAUGAAGCUUGGUUGGAUUUAUAUCCUCAUGAUGAAGCUGUUGUUAACUGGGAGUUAUUUUCUGAUCAUUGUUUAUGUGUUAUUAAAUCAGGAGCUGUUGUGAACUGUGGUGUUAAACCCUUUCAAUUUUUUAAUAUGUGGACUGACCAUGAGAAGUUUACAGAGUUAGUGUUGCAAAGCUGGUGCAAGCCAUGUAAAGGUUAUGGUUUAGAGAGAAUAGUUCGGAAAUUAGGGAGACUCGAACAGGUUCUGCGCAAGUUUAAUAAAAGUGAUGCGGGAGAUGUUGUUCAGAAUUAUAACACUGCUAAGGAAAACUACCAAAAUGCUCAAUUGUCUCUUCAAACUGACCCUCACUCUUCUGUUAUGCAAAGAGAGGAGCGAGUUGCUGGUGAGCUAUUUGCAACUCAUGCUAGAAUAUAUGACAGUUUUAUGAGACAGAGAAGUAAAAUUAAUUGGCUUUGUUAUGCAACUCAAGCUUGUUUGAAACAGAGAAGGGCAUCUAAUCGUAUCACAUCUUAUGUUAAUGAAUCUGGUCAGUUAAUCGAGAGGUUUGAGGAGGUGGUGGAUCAUUUUGUAAAUCACUUUCGAAAAGUUAUGGGCAGCCAGAGCACUGCCUCAGUGCUUAUUCAAACGUCCUGUUUCAGGCUUGGACACAGGCUGGCUUUGGACCAACAACUUGGUUUAAUAAAGCCUUUUACUAGAAAGGAAGUAGAAGAUGCUUUGUUUAGUAUUAGUUCAAUUAAAAGUCCGGAUCCGGAUUGGUAUGGAUCUGGUUUUUUCAAAGCCAUGUGGAAGGAUUUGGGUUCAGAUUUUACUGAAGCAGUGCUUGAGUUCUUUGAUCGGGGUGUGCUUCCUGAGGAAAUGAAUAAGGCUACCAUUACACUGAUUCCUAAGAUUGAUACCCCAUCUAAGGAGGUUUCAAACUCAGUUCAGAUUAUCAAGGACAGUUUUACUAAAUUCAGCAUGGCUUCUGGUUUGACAGCUAACUUGGAUAAAUCACAGGUUAGAGAAAAAAUGGAGGAUUGGCUGGGAAGGGAUAUUUGGUCGUGUAGGUAUGAGGACUGGAGUGCCUGGAUGGUUGGAAAGCCUAAGGACCUGAAGCAAAAAGUUGCUGUUGCAGCCAUGGCAGCAGCUGUGUACAUGGUGUGGAAGAACAGAAACAAUUGCAUCUUUGCUUUUAGCUCACUUUCUGUUGAUUUUGUAGUUAAAUUGAUCAAGUAUUAUUUGAAAUUUAGACUAACUAGAUUUCCUAAGCUGAAAGUUAAGAAAAAGGAUGUAGCUUUUUUUGAGAACUUUGUUCAGCUGUAA
Humulus lupulus (European hop) is the source of this 3072-nucleotide messenger RNA. RefSeq lists its product as uncharacterized. The record is from RefSeq and is a predicted model, not a curated record. Lineage: Eukaryota; Viridiplantae; Streptophyta; Magnoliopsida; Rosales; Cannabaceae. Bases 1 to 3072 code for a protein of 1023 amino acids. The transcript is spliced from 4 exons.